AUGGAUCCGUACUACAAUGGCUCGACCACGAUUCGACUACAGCCGCAGGACUCUAUGCGAGACAUCGGAUGUGGAGACUUUUCUUCAGGGCCGAUUGCUAUUUUCAACAACUCACUUCUAGCUGUUACGCAGACAAAUGGGCAUCUUGUGCUGGAGAACCAUGAUGCUGCCAAUCCGUUGGCCUUCAGUCUGAAGUUCUGGAACUCAGACCUGAACAUUUUGCCGUCUGGGAACAUGAACGAUGGUCCCAUCAAGGAUAUCCAGGAUAUCAGCUCCGUCCAGAUGAACACGAAAGACACACCGGACGAUCCUACAGCCGCACCACCCUGGAAUCUCACCGCGUACCACGAUGCAGCUCUUACUUAUUCCUUCACUGGCUACCGCAACUCGACCGUCUCACCACAAGCCCUACGCUUCAACUACACCCAAUGUGCGACUCGUUCGCUAGCCGUGUACAAUGGCACAAUCGUCGGAGCGCAAUCUUCCUGCUCACCCAAUACCAGCAUCAACAGCGUACCCAGAGUGAGCGGACGGUUCAGCAAUGGUAGCGCUUCGCUCGAGAUCCAAGGUUUCUACCAAGGCAAAUCAAAUCAAGGCAGUCUUGUUGAGGGCAACGUAACGAUUAAUUUCAACGGAACCAUUGAUGAAAUAAGAAGUGACCGAUUAGUUUCGAACACGCAUGACUCAACGCCAAUUUGGCAGUCGACGCUGGGUUAUGAGAAGGACUUGACGGGUCAGAGGCCGCCAAGUCAGCAGGGCGUCGGCAAGACAUUGGAAGUAGGAUGGAGCCAGUUGCUCGGGAUACUAGCUCUCAUGGCGCUCUAUCGCGUAUAG
Didymosphaeria variabile is the source of this 834-nucleotide messenger RNA. RefSeq lists its product as uncharacterized. The record is from RefSeq and is a predicted model, not a curated record. NCBI's taxonomy places the organism in Eukaryota, Fungi, Ascomycota, Dothideomycetes, Pleosporales, Didymosphaeriaceae. The coding region runs from base 1 to 834 and encodes 277 amino acids. The transcript has 3 exons.